Molecule: messenger RNA, 2019 nt
Organism: Aureobasidium pullulans EXF-150
Lineage: Eukaryota; Fungi; Ascomycota; Dothideomycetes; Dothideales; Saccotheciaceae
Exons: 8
Coding region: 1-2019 (672 amino acids)
Biological process (GO): DNA-templated transcription; regulation of DNA-templated transcription
Molecular function (GO): DNA-binding transcription factor activity, RNA polymerase II-specific; DNA binding; zinc ion binding
Source: RefSeq, a predicted model, not a curated record
AUGUCCUUGCGGAGGGAACGUGCCGUCAUAGCAGCGCAAGCCUGUCAAACUUGUCGAAGUCGAAAAUCCAAAUGUGACGAGCAAAGACCCAAGUGUGGUCUCUGUAGACGGCUCAGUGUUGAGUGCGUAUAUCGCGAGCCUCAACCCACAAAAAAGGACAAGACCAUGGUCUACAUUCUCCAAACUUUGCAACGGCUCGAGAACAAAUUUGACACUCUCUAUGUCUCAAAACCUUCAACUCCCGGAAGCAAUGUCGAUUGGGGCGCAGUACAGUCUGGAACACGUCCGCCAGGAGUAAAUGGGACUUUGGGCGCUUCAAAUGAAUCUCAUGUAUCCUCCGAUAGCGAAUUACGCCCAGGAGCUCGUAUCGGGUCUCAAUCAUCAUUUCCUCCGGACGUUCUACGCACUUAUCAACACUUGACUGUGGCUCACAAGGUCUUGCUUUGGCCAUCAAUAUACUUGCACAUCUUGAAUUCCGGAAUUGCUGUGGCCUCGGAUCUGCAGUACGUGCUUCAAGAGGGCACACCGUGGUUCAUCCACCUCGAGUUACACAAACAUCCCAAGACGUUACCUUGGGAUACCGAUAUGCGAACCUAUCCGAUGCCCAGUAGCACAGGGGAAAUGAGAGCUGGCUUCAUUGGUCUUACACCGGAGAAUGUGAGGCGGAUGAGCGAUGCAUAUUUCAGCACCUUCAACAUACUGUUUCCGAUCCUGGAUAGACAGAUGUUCCUUGAAGACAUUCUCGAACCGGUCUUGAGGAACGGUUUUGCAGACUGUGAUCCUCAAGGAUGUCUUGUGCUGCUUGUCUUGGCUCUUGGUCAGACCGCCAUCGACGGUGUUUACGGCUCACCGAUCAGUAUAAUCGAGGGGAACCCUAGUGGCUUGCGUGGUGGUACAGCAGAACGACCUCCAGGACUAAAUCUUUUCAACGAGGCACGAAGGCGCAUGGGAUUCAUCAUGCAUCAGUGCACACUUGAAAACGUUCAGAUACAUCUGCUCGAAUCCGCAUACUAUGAAGCCUGCGCUCGACACAUGGAUUUCUGGCGAGCCACGGUUGCGGCGUCUACUUCUUGCCAGAUCCUGAUCAAAUGUGAAUCCAUCGACUGGUCUACUCCAAGGGCAGAUCUCAUCAAGCGUGCGUACUGGGCGUGUAUGCUUAGUGAGGACAUGUACCAUCUCGAGCUGGAUCUUUCGCAAACAGGCAUUCAUACUUUGGAGGAUCAAGUACCGCUCCCUUACUUCCACGGCUCGGAAAGCAACUACGGCAACCCUUCGGACGAGAAGUCACAUUUCCAGUACCAUUUUCUGGCAAUGAUCGCUUUGCGCAGGCUGGUUGCGCGGAUACACGAGUCGAUACAUUGCUCAUCUAACGCGACGGCCGAGCUCUCUGAGGAUUACGGCGGACCGCCAGUGCAUGUAAUAAAGGAACUGGCUCGACAGCUGGAAUCGUGGCGUUCACUGCUUCCUCGACCUUUACAGUGGUCGGACAACGACAAGACGGAAUUUCCAAACAUGGGCUCGGCAAGUCGACAAGGCACGGACUCACUCUUCUCGAUGGACCAAGGUUCUGUUCCAAUCAACCACCGAGACAAUCUGGACAUCAUGACAGCGCAAUUAAGGACGCAGUUCUACUAUGCACGAUUUAUGAUUUACCGGCCGUUUGUGUACAAGGCGCUGCACUUCCCUGAGCUAAUGACGGAAGAGGACCAAAUAUGCUGUGCUCUUGCGAUACAAUCAGCCUGUCUCUGGCCACUGAUACUAGCGCCGCCCAAAAACAAGAAACGCUUGGUGCCGCACCUUUUCACAUGGACACAAAAUUUCGUGGGCAUACUUCUCAUCCUACGCAUGACGACAGAGAACGAAUGCUUGAAGAAGAUUUGUAACGAGAGAGUGAACCGGAAGGAUCUGGAGCAGACGACGACGUUGAUGCUGGAGUGGAUACAGGAUAUCAAACAAGUAGAUGGAAUUGCGGAAUGGAGCUGGAAGAUGCUAGGACCGCUGUACUCGAGGCAUGGAUAA